UGCUCUAGCCCCGUGGAGAAUCAUCAGCUGAUUUAGAAGGUUGCACUUUUGAACAUAUUUCUUCAAAAGAUCAAUCUUUUUUCAAAAUUAUGGACCUUUAAAGACCCACUUUUAAACAUAUCUGAAACCAGAAAGCUACUGGUAAGAUCACAUACAAAAAGCAGAGCUGAAAAAGAACCCUUUUUAGGAAGAGCAAAUUGGCACAGCAGAACAUUAACAUUUCUGCAAACAACACGUUACUGACAGGCUGUGGAUUCGAGAGUAAUAAGACAUGGAAAGGUACUUCCUACCUGUGCGUGGUCCCUCUGAGGGUGAGGUCAAAAUUCAAAAACAUUACCAUCCCAUAGCUCAUCAGCAUCCUCACAAAGAUCAUUACCACCACAACCAAUAUCACCACCAAGGAUCAAACAGUCACAGCUCUUCAAGUAGUCAUGGGAAUAGUCAUGAUCACCAUCACCAUGGCAACAAGCAUCAUCAUCACAGGCAACCCAAAGUGGCUGUAGACCCCCAUGGCUUCACUAAAAGGUCUUCCUCCAGCCUGUCUUCCUCUUCUUCCCCUUCUUCAUCUGCCUCCUGGACUUCAGAACCCAGCUUGGAUGAUGAGACGUAUCUUACGUACAACAAACCCCAGCAUUCCCUGUCCUGCUCCAACAUCCCAGAGGUCCAGCAGAACAUUCGUGACAGAGAAUCUGAGGACUUUGAUUUUGAUCAUAGACGUCCAUUACAUUUUCAAAAUCCGAAGCAGCGCCACAGCCUAGAAUAUUCUGGCCAACUGCUUCCUAUUUCCCAGCAUGGACGUAGCACACCAAAACUCUGCCGGGGCCACAGCAGAAGUGUGGAGCGUCUCCAGCAAAAUAAGUCCAGAGACUAUUACUCUGGAGAACAUUCCCCAAUGGAUCACGGCCCACUGUACAAGACUGCAAGCCUGGGACAAAGUCUGAAUGUUGAAAGCACUCUUAAGGGCAGAGGAGUACCCAAGAAGGCUGCAUCAUCUAUUCAUUUGCCCAGCAAGGGCAUUCUGAAAAACAAGGAUGAGGGCCAGAAAGGAGGCAACUUUAGGAAGGCUAGGUCUUUGGAAGUGCUCUCCACCAGGGUGGAAGUCACGGGAACAUCCAAGCAGAGCUCCAUGGAAGUAGCGAGGGAAAGCUUUGUGAAAGGGAAGCUUCAGUUCUCUGCAUUUUUGGAUGAGAUCACCAAACAGGUUAUCAGUCCCUCUACACUUAACUCUCUUGGUGUCACCACACAGACACCCCAAAAAUCUCCUAAUAUAGAACGCAAGCAGUACGGUGCCAGGCAAAAGCAGGACAGUGUCAUGCCACCACCAAAGCAACAGCCCAUCAGAGCUGAGAGACCUGAUUCAGGAAAGACUGUCUCUGAUUCCAGCUCACACUCACGACUCAAGAAAUCCCAAAUGGGCAAAAACCACGCCCGAAACCUUAGCAGUCCUCCUCCCCCACCACCCCGCCACCCCCCUAAAGCCGAAAGACAUGGGACUGCUUCAGAUAAACAGCACCACUGGCAAUAUUCUCAGCUGCUCACUGAUGGAACCAGCACCAGCCCGGAGCCUUGCCAGAGCCACCUCUCUAAACACAAAGGACGGCAUCAAGGCAGUCAUGGCCCAUCCAGCUAUUUGCAUUCUAAGCAGGAGUACAAGGGCUCCCCUCCUCCUCUCCGAGCCCCAGGGUUGGAUUCGGAGUCUCCAUCAAGCAAAUCAUCCACCAGCUCAGAGAAAAGUGACAAACCCAAACACAUGGGACACCGGAGGCACUCUAAACCUCACAGGGUGAGCUCAUCAAAAGAACAAAAGAUGCUAAAAGAUUCGGUCAGUGCUGUGGACAAAGUUCAGUUGCUGGAACAGUACAACAAAGAGCUGCAUGAGAACCUGUUGCAGACUGUUGCAUGCAUCGAGAACAUGGAGGGUGAAUUGCAGUGUACCAAGGCAGAGUUGGCCAACUUCAAAGAGAAAUACAGAAGGCUUCAGGAGAGCUAUUCUGUUUCUCAGCAGGCAGUCAGUGUCCUGGAGCAGAAACUCAAGUCUACGGUAGACAGCUUGCAUGAGGAAAGAAAGUUCCUCUUGCAAAAAGUUGUGGUUCUAACUAAACAGCUGGAUACUGCCCAGAAGACUGUCGUAUCUUUGGAAAACAUCAAUGUUCCCUCUUUGAUUAGAGAGCUGUUGAAAAAGCAUGUUGACUCUCAAGAAGAAUUGGAACACUUCUUGUAUCCCCAAACAUCCCCAGGCCAAUCUGACAGUGACCAAUCAAGGACUCAAGAGUUCAGAGAAAAUCCAUCAUCCGUUGCAAAAGGGGAAGAACGAGUGUUUGAAUGGUCACAGGCUGGACAGAAAUGCUCAGAUGCCAGCCAGCAGCUUGUUACAGCAUUUUUGCCAUGGAAACAUGAUCAUGAUCCGUGGUCAGGGCCAGAACUGCUCAGGGUUAAAGGAAGUGACUCACAACUUCCUUCCUCUGUAGCUGACGGUGCAUUAAUCUUAAAAACAAUAGCAGAUGCAAAGGCCCCAAUUCAUCAAGUGUAUCAAUUGGCCAUGAAUACAGAUACCAAUAUUGUUGCCAUGCCAACACACAGUUGUUCUGACAUUACCCCAAACCCAUAUAUCCUAGACAUGGGGCUCAAAACACAGACAGGUGGUGAGUCAAGAAGAGAGUGUACUGCCACUCUGGGGAAAGACCCCAGUGAUGCCACCUAUCUUACAACACAGAGGAUGCUAGAUAAUUUGUUGAGCCAGAUUCCUCCACUCCCAACAUACGAUGGAGAGGGAAAACAGACAGGAACUGGGGCCAGGGAACUAGCCGGAGGACAUUAAUGACAUUAGAUUUGAGGUCUUUCCCAGUAAACUGUAAAAGAACUGGUUGAAAGUAACAAGGCUUGGUUAUAAGUACAUAUAUAAUUAUGUAAUAAUUACAAAUGAUUUUGAGCCACACCCUUUAAAGUAAUUUAGUUUAGUAAUUUAGGGCAUGAGGUGAGAUGAAGAAUACAAGGGCUUUCUUGCCCAGGGGUUACAGGCCUGGUGCAGUCACACCAGUUGCACCACCCUAACAACAGACCUGAGGGACCUAGAUUUGACUUGCAUUUGCUUUUAAGCCCCUCCAGAAACUUCUGACGCUCCUGCUCUGGGCCACUUGAUCAAGGGCAACUCUGUCCCCCCAAAACAUAUAAGUGCCCCACCAAAGAUUGCAACCUAGUACUGGCCCUGCUGAGAAGACACAAGUGAGAAUAAAAGGGUCUUUUUCUCAGGGGGAAAAAUAUGAGAAGCAGGAGUCUUCUGCAAAAGUCUACAUUUGAUCUCCAUUUAAUCUCAUUGCUGCCUAAGAGCUGAAAUAUUAUUAUUUUUAUAAAAAAAAAUAAAUAAAAAAAAUCUGAGUAGUUCAGUGCACAUGUGGCAAAAUAUCCUCUAUUAUUGUGUGCCUGAAAGAUAUAUUGUUAUACCUGUUUGCACUUUUUGCCCCACUGUAUAAUAUUAAAUGUUUAACUACAUUAUUCUAAUGGUAUUUAUGAUAACCCGGUUUACUGUUUAUAAUCUUCAUGGUGAAAGUGAUAUAUUUGAUCUCUUACAGAUUUUUUAUGUUUGACAGCCUCAUUUGUGCUUGUAAAAAUUAGAAUGCAUUUGUGAAAUAUGUUAAAGAAGAAUUAUGUAAAUGUAUUAUGAGCAUUCAUUAUUGUAAAUUAAUACUCCUAUUCAGUCCAUUCUGCUAUGCUAUUUGUUGUAAUCAUUAACACUAGUUGAUCUAUAUGUAUAACUGGUAGAAUGCCAUUUCUAGUGUCUAGUAGACUGCAAAUAAUAAGACUUAUUCACUUUAUGGUAGGGAACGGAGAUGCAUCAUGUAGUUUUA
Messenger RNA from Myxocyprinus asiaticus (Chinese sucker), 3845 nucleotides. Its product is annotated as signal element on autosome protein 2-like. The record is from RefSeq and is a predicted model, not a curated record. NCBI's taxonomy places the organism in Eukaryota, Metazoa, Chordata, Actinopteri, Cypriniformes, Catostomidae. Bases 272 to 2818 code for a protein of 848 amino acids. The transcript has 7 exons.